Messenger RNA from Arabidopsis thaliana (thale cress), 1787 nucleotides. It is a transcript of the gene NFD4, whose product is annotated as Major facilitator superfamily protein. Bases 20 to 1768 code for a protein of 582 amino acids. Gene Ontology annotation, cellular component: membrane. The transcript has 3 exons. The record is from RefSeq and is marked reviewed. Lineage: Eukaryota; Viridiplantae; Streptophyta; Magnoliopsida; Brassicales; Brassicaceae.
CAAUCAUCUUCCUUUGUAUAUGAGACCUCGUAUCAGAGAUGUUUCAGAUAAACUCCGACCUAACCGAGCCUCCUUCGACGACGGAGAAACAAAGUUUCACCGGAAACAUCUUCCGCCUCUCAGGACCAUGUUCGGUCGAUGGCGGAAAUGGACUGUUCUUGUGGCAGCGAUCUGGAUCCAAGCAUCGACGGGAACCAACUUCGAUUUCUCAGCUUACUCUUCCCAUCUCAAAUCAGUUCUCGGAAUUUCUCAGGUGAGGUUAAAUUACCUCGCCGUGGCUUCUGAUUUGGGGAAAGCGUUUGGAUGGUCGUCUGGGAUUGCUUUAGGUUAUUUCCCUCUCUCCGUCGUUCUUUUCGCUGCGGCGGCUAUGGGAUUUGUUGGUUACGGUGUUCAGUGGCUAGUCAUCACCAACAUCAUCACUUUGCCUUAUUCUCUGGUGUUUCUCUGCUGCUUGUUAGCUGGAUUAAGUAUCUGUUGGUUCAACACAGCAUGUUUCAUCCUCUGCAUUCGUCAUUUCCCGAACAAUCGUGCUCUCGCCUUAUCUUUAACGGUAAGCUUCAAUGGAAUCAGUGCAGCAUUGUACUCCCUUGCUUUCAAUGCAAUUAACCCGUCGUCGUCCAAUCUAUACCUUCUGCUGAACUCUCUGGUUCCCCUUGUUGUUUCCUUUGCUGCUCUUUACCCAGUUCUUACUAAACCGUCUCUAGAUACUACUCCGGACUAUGAUUCCCGCAGACAUGACUCCCAUGUGUUUACCAUUUUGAAUGUUUUAGCUGUCAUUACGAGUUUCCACCUUCUCCUAUCUAGUUCCAGUACUUCAUCAGCGCGUUUGAAUUUCAUUGGAGCUGUCGUCCUUCUGGUUUUCCCCUUGUGUGCUCCUCUUCUCGUUUAUGCUCGGGAUUACUUUCUUCCGGUCAUUAACGCUCGUUUAAACCAUGAAAGCUCUGGCUAUGUUAUGCUUAACAUAGAUGAGCUCAAGAACCAAAAAACGUCCGUUUCCAGCAAAACCGGGUAUGAACAUAUGGGGACUGCUAAGGAAGGGAACACAGUGAGGCUCGGUGAUGAACAUUCGUUUCGAUUGCUCAUAAGUAGAUUGGAGUUUUGGUUAUACUACAUUGCGUAUUUCUGUGGUGGCACAAUUGGCCUUGUUUACAGCAACAAUUUGGGACAGAUUGCUCAGUCUUUGGGACAAAACUCUACUACACUAGUCACAAUCUACUCUUCAUUCUCCUUCUUCGGUAGAUUGCUCUCUGCCGCACCAGAUUUUAUGCACAAGAGAUUUCGUUUAACAAGAACCGGCUGGUUUGCAAUCGCACUCUUACCAACUCCAAUCGCUUUCUUUUUACUAGCGGUAUCAUCCUCACAACAAACAGCAUUGCAGACCGCAACCGCAUUAAUCGGUCUGAGUUCAGGUUUCAUAUUCGCAGCCGCAGUCUCCAUAACAUCUGAUCUCUUUGGACCCAAUAGCGUAGGUGUUAACCACAACAUUCUCAUCACAAACAUACCAAUCGGCUCACUCUUAUACGGUUACAUCGCUGCCUCCAUUUACGAAGCCAACGCAAGCCCCGAUAUAACACCAAUAGUGUCUGACUCAAUCGUUUGCAUCGGAAGAGAUUGCUACUUCAAAACGUUUGUGUUUUGGGGUUGCUUGUCUAUCCUCGGCGUCGUCUCAAGUCUGUCACUGUACAUACGAACCAAACCGGUUUAUCACCGGCUUGAACAAGACAAGGUUUCAUUAACAUCAUCGUACAAGGAUCUUGAUCCAUUGUAAAUCAAAUCUGUAACACAAA